AUGGCCACCUGCCACAUGGCGGGUGUGGGUUUGCAUAUUGAGAAUACGCCGGAGAGGAGGGAAGUGGGCUGCUGGAGAGCCAAACUGGGAGCUGAGGGGGCCGGUGGCGGACCGGGAGCCGAGAGGGCCGGCGGGAGUUUACACGGCGGCGGCGCUGCAACACGAGGUACGAGAAGACUAGUGCAGGCACCGAAUGAUGGGGACUGUAUGGGUGUUGGCGUCAGACGAGAAGCGGCAUGGGUGGCGUCGAUGGAAGGUACAAGGCGUGACAGAGGCCGGAGAGUAUGGGCAGCGCAACCUACAAACAACACAGAAAGACUUGCAAUUACUCCCACAGCUGCGAAUGGAGGCAGAACUUGGAGGAACAAUAUCCAGUCUCUAGAUUUCCUGACACCGUCAAUUUACAAAGAUGCACUCCUCAGACCGAUCCUUCUAAGCAGCAGCAUCUCAUAUAAUGAUAUAAAUCUGCAGUUUGGAUGUGGAUUCUUCUGCUAUGGUAUUCCUUGUGACACAGGCUACCUGUUUGCAACUUUCUUUGUUGGCUAUGCCACUGAUGGUAGGGUGUUGGAUAUGCAAAUGGUGUGGAGUGCAAACAGAGACCAGAUGGUGCAAGAAAACGCAGCCCUAACACUCACCUCCACAGGAGAACUUGUAUUAAGGAACUUAGAUGGCACUGUUGUGUGGUCUACAAAUACAUCCACCCAUGCUUUUCAAAGGAUGGUGAUGCAGGAAUCUGGGAAUCUUGUUCUCUAUAACAACUCUGGUACAAUCCUCUGGCAGUCUUUUGAUUAUAUAACUGAUACCCUGCUGCGGGCGCAGAAGUUAAAGGUGGGACAGAAGAUUACUGCAAACAUUUCUCCAAAGAAUACAAGCCAAGGUCGUUUCUAUUCUAUCUUGCUUCACGAUGGCUUUGUUAUGUUCACGGCCUCUCCACCGGCUAAAAUGUACUAUAGAUAUCCCCAGACACCUGUAAGUGUGGAGUUAUCUUAUUACCAGUUCGACAAUGUCUCCAUCAAUAUUCAUGCUCGAGGAAGACAAUCGCCGUUAGUUAAGUUAUCAGCACCCGCAGGUUGCCUUCACUUUAAAUUGGACUCAGAUGGAUACAUGAAAGUCUUUUCCGUCGAUGAAACAGCAGGAAGAAGUUCCAUUAACUAUCUACCAUGGUUCAUUAAACCAGUGACUCAGUGUAAUUCUCCAGGAACAUGCGGAGAGUACGGUGUUUGCACAAACGGUCAGCGCAGCUGUCCAGGAGAUGGCAAUGCUUUUAAACUGCUUGAUGUCACACAAUCCAAUUCCGGAUGUGGUCCGCGCGUUCCUCUGGUGUGCUCACAGACUAUUAGGCGUCAAGGUCACCAGUUUUUGGAACUGGAGCACGUUGCAUAUUUUACUUAUGUUUAUGAAAAUGCUUCGACGCCGGGGCUGGUGUCACGAGAUGAAUGUAAAACACUAUGCCUUGUGAACUGCUCUUGCAAAGCUGCUUUUUUCAGGUACGGGACCAAUUUUUCUAGUGGUUAUUGCUAUCUAGAGUCGAAUAUCUAUUCUAUGACAACUAUGAGUCCAGUCGAUAUGUAUUACAAUUCCACUGCAUAUAUUAGAAUCCAAUCAAGGUCCAAGGGCUUUAAGUCCUUAGCUGUCGUCAUCAUUUGUGCUUUAGUGGGUGGAGCACUAGUUCUGUUUAUCAUUUUGUGGGCAUGUAUAAAAAUGUCUCGAAAAAGAAGACAGCACAAAGUAGAGGACGAGGAUGAAUGUGAGGAUGAUCAUGUCGAUUGGGUGGCAGGCUUACCGUUGCGGUUCUCAUUCCAAGAAUUGCAAGACGCUACAAACGGGUUUACCAUUAAGCUGGGCAGCGGAGGGUUUGGUUCAGUUUAUGAGGGUGUUCUGUCUGACGGCUCAAAGAUAGCAGUGAAGCGCCUCGACAAAGCAGGACAUGGACAAAAGGGAUUCCGGGCAGAAGUCGAAACGCUAGGGAAAAUAGGCUUCUUUGGAAACGUUUAUAUGGUUACAGUCUGCCUGUAA
Molecule: messenger RNA, 2016 nt
Organism: Cryptomeria japonica (Japanese cedar)
Lineage: Eukaryota; Viridiplantae; Streptophyta; Pinopsida; Cupressales; Cupressaceae
Product: G-type lectin S-receptor-like serine/threonine-protein kinase SD2-5
Exons: 2
Coding region: 1-2016 (671 amino acids)
Biological process (GO): protein phosphorylation
Molecular function (GO): protein kinase activity; ATP binding
Source: RefSeq, a predicted model, not a curated record